Molecule: messenger RNA, 1296 nt
Organism: Haliotis rufescens (red abalone)
Lineage: Eukaryota; Metazoa; Mollusca; Gastropoda; Lepetellida; Haliotidae
Product: mucin-5AC-like
Exons: 2
Coding region: 1-1296 (431 amino acids)
Source: RefSeq, a predicted model, not a curated record
AUGGACAACUGGAAGCCAAUUGACAAUGGACAUCACAGGAACACCAGCUUCACCGUCACAACAGACAUCACAGGAACACCAGCCUCACCGUCACAACAGACAUCACAGGAACACCAGCACCGUCACAACAGACAUCACAGGAAUACCAGCAACACCGUCACAAUAGACAUCACAGAAAUACCAGCCCCACUGUCACAACAGACAUCACAGGAACACCAGCAACACCGUCACAACAGACAUCACAGGAACACCAGCAACAUCGUCACAACAGACAUCACAGGAACACCAGCAACACCGUCACAACAGACAUCACAGGAACACCAGCAACACCGUCACAACAGACAUCACAGGAACACCAGCACCACCGUUACAACAGACAUCACAGGAACACCAGCCUCACUGUCACAACAGACAUCACAGGAACACCAACACCGUCACAACAGACAUCACAGGAACACCAGCACCACCGUCACAACAGACAUCACAGGAACACCAGCACCACCGUCACAACAGACAACACAGGAACACCAGCACGGUUACAACAGACAUCACAGGAACACCAGCACCGCCACAACUGACAUCACAGGAACACCAGCACCACCGUCACAACAGACAUCACAGGAACACCAGCACCGCCACAACAGACAUCACAGGAUCACCAGCAACACCGUCACAACAGACAUCACAGGAAAAAACAGCCUCACCGUCACAACAGACAUCACAGGAACACCAGCAACACCGUCACAACAGACAUCACAGGAACACCAACACCGUCACAACAGACAUCACAGGAACACCAGCACCACCGUCACAACAGACAUCACAGGAACACCAGCACCACCGUCACAACAGACAACACAGGAACACCAGCACGGUUACAACAGACAUCACAGGAACACCAGCACCGCCACAACUGACAUCACAGGAACACCAGCACCACCGUCACAACAGACAUCACAGGAACACCAGCACCGCCACAACAGACAUCACAGGAUCACCAGCAACACCGUCACAACAGACAUCACAGGAAAAAACAGCCUCACCGUCACAACAGACAUCACAGGAACACCAGCAACACCGUCACAACAGACAUCACAGGAACACCAGCACCACCGUCACAACAGACUUCCCAGGAACACCAGCACCGCCGUCACAACAUACAUCACAGGAACACCAGGAACACCGUCACAACAGACAUCACAGGAACACCAGCAACACCGUCACAACAGACAUAACAGAAAUACCAGCCUCACUGUCAUAACAGACAUCACAGAAAUACCAGCCUCACUGUCAUAA